AUGGCUGAUCCCAUGAAUCUAAUCAGACCCAAGAGCAGAGAUUGGUUGACCUGCGACAACGUUCUGUACCAACCCUCUCGGAAGUCCUAUAAGAAAGGGCCAUCUCGUCGUGGGUUGCACACUAUUAAUUCUGCCCCAGGUCUGAAAGCUCUGGCAUCCAUUGACGUGUCCAAAUCAGAGAGAAACCUUGCCUCUAGUCAGUCCCCACGUAAGCGCACAAGAAUCGACGAUGAGUACUUGUUCUCACAUUGGUUCUAG
Glarea lozoyensis ATCC 20868 is the source of this 258-nucleotide messenger RNA. RefSeq lists its product as uncharacterized. NCBI's taxonomy places the organism in Eukaryota, Fungi, Ascomycota, Leotiomycetes, Helotiales, Helotiaceae. The record is from RefSeq and is a predicted model, not a curated record. The transcript has 2 exons. Bases 1 to 258 code for a protein of 85 amino acids.